AUGGACGAGGAGUACAAUUUUUCGGUCGACGACGCCGAGCGCGAGACGAUCCGGGUCUGGCGCACAUGGCGAACAGUCUUUGAGAUGCUGCAGGACCGCGGCUACGAGGUCACAGAUGAGGAAGUCCGAAUCGAACUCGACGAAUUCAAGCACAAAUAUGUGAACGAAAAGGGUUAUCCCAGCCGCGACAAACUAAAAAUCCAAGCCCGCCCAACCGAAGCCAUGAAAGCCAAAUACACACCCCUUCCGACCCCCUCAAACCGCGACCCGCAACCAGACUGCGGCACAAUCUACAUCGAAUUUUGCCCAGACGACAGCGGCAUCGGCACAAAGCAAGUGCGCACUUUCAACCACACCGUCGACGAAGGAAACUUCCACACGGGCAUCUUCAUCACCAAGACGCCCAUCUCCCCCUCUGCCGUGCGCCUCCUCUCCGGCAUCCCCGGUCGCAUAUGCGAGCACUUCCAGGAGCAGGAUUUGCUGGUUAAUAUCACGCGACACGAACUUGUCCCCAAGCAUGUGCUGCUGAGUCCCGAGGAGAAGUCGCGGCUGUUGCAGAGGUAUCGGUUGAAGGAGUCGCAGUUGCCGAGAAUUCAGGUGUCCGAUCCCGUUGCGAGGUACUUGGGGCUUCGGAGGGGGCAGGUUGUGAAGAUUAUUCGGCGCAGUGAGACGGCGGGAAGAUAUGCGAGUUAUCGCUGGGUUAUUUGA
Molecule: messenger RNA, 708 nt
Organism: Aspergillus calidoustus
Lineage: Eukaryota; Fungi; Ascomycota; Eurotiomycetes; Eurotiales; Aspergillaceae
Source: the annotation of a GenBank genome assembly